Messenger RNA from Morone saxatilis (striped sea-bass), 5206 nucleotides. It is a transcript of the gene mdfi, whose product is annotated as MyoD family inhibitor. Bases 532 to 1446 code for a protein of 304 amino acids. The record is from RefSeq and is a predicted model, not a curated record. NCBI's taxonomy places the organism in Eukaryota, Metazoa, Chordata, Actinopteri, Moronidae. The transcript has 5 exons.
UCCAAUAGCCGCAGCACUGAAGUCUGAGGCAAGUGGGAGUAAAGACAGAGGAGAGUCCGAGUGCAUAGCAGGACGGAUACUGCUCGUUUUAAGAGUUUCAACAAGUUUGGGACGGUGCUGUGCUUGGACUUUUGUUUGCAGAAACGCAAUAGAAGGUGAGAAAACCUGCAGCGCAGACAAAGCGAGCUGUCUGCAGAGACACACAAACUUCCCAACAUCUGGUGUAGUGCUGGAGGACGGGGCGAGCCGGAGAGAGAAACUUUUAGAGGCGGAGAGAAAAAAAUAUCCUUGCUGGAGAAAAAUGCAUUGAAUUUGGGAGUUUGGGACACCUACAUGAGUCGAAAAGAGAUUUGGUGGUCGUAUAAAGUGAGAAGAGUGGAGGGAAAGAGGACGGUAAAGGUCUUGGAGGGCGAGAAGUCCACCUGGAGCGGCCAGAGAAUGAAUUAGCCAAAGGUUUGGCUGCACCGUGUCCCAGCCAGAGAGAAGGCUCACUCCCUUCCACCUCUUCCCAUAAGAGCCAGGCCUACGCCCAUGGAUGAGGAGAGGGGUGCCCCCGCCAUCUCCCCAGAGCCACCUGAUGAUGGGGACCCCAGUCCACCAGAUCCACAACCCAGUUCGCACGCAACCUCAACCACAGAGAAAACAAACAGCUGCCCAAACCCAAAGCCAUCCUCUAAUGCAGAUGUGGCCCACACCUAUACUGAGCCCCUCAUAUUGAGGGUAAAUGGCACCCCAGAAAGGUUGCAUGGCGAUGAUGGAGAAAAGUGGAACAGGAGCCUCUCACAUACAGAGCUCACAACACCCAGCAAGAGUAUCACAUCUCAGCCAGCAGCCAGAUCCACGCCCACCCACCACACCCAGCCAUGUCGGACACAGCCCAGCAGCCAACUGCGCAAUGGAGCCAAGCACCACGCACACACGCACUCCCCUCACACACACUGUCCGCAUCACACGCACACGCCUCACACACAUGCCCUCCAGUCCAACGGGGUCAGGAACGGGGGCUCUCAUGAGCACCCUAAGCUGGGGUCCCUCCCGAGAGGCGGAUCUUCCACCUCCUCGUCCUCUUCAGCAGGACCUAAACACACCAAGAAAUUGCAGUCCAACCCCUCCAUCACCUCCCAAAGCAGCAAGAGAAGCAAGAGCAGCUCCAAGAGCAACAGCUCCCAGAUUCCCACAGAGGCACAGGACGACUGCUGUGUUCACUGUAUUCUGGCCUGCCUCUUCUGUGAGUUCUUAACUCUGUGUAACAUCGUGCUGGACUGUGCCACCUGCGGCUCCUGUGCAGGGGACGACUCGUGUUUCUGCUGCUGCUGUGCGUCGGAGGAGUGUGGCGACUGUGACCUGCCCUGUGACAUGGACUGUGGCAUCAUCGACGCCUGCUGUGAGUCUGCAGACUGCCUGGAGAUCUGUAUGGAGUGCUGCAGCCUUUGCUUCUCCUCCUGAGGCCCCUAUCCACCACCACAGGGGGCAAAGUAGUUGUCUGCUACACACUCCCACAAGCCCAGGACCAACUUCGACCAGUGUCUUAUCAGAGCUGAGAGACGCUACACCCAGUCCUUGUUGCCUGGGCUCGUUGGUUUACACUAUAUUGGCUGGUCUAGUUGGCUCCACAAUAUGUCCAAUGUUUCUUACAGGGUUUGUCAAGCAAAAGAUGUGACCUAAUGCUGAGAGCAGUCACUGGUGAAUUCUUCCUUCCUUUAUUGAUCAAACGAUUGGACAGUAGCAUCCCCUGCCUUGUCUUUGCUGUUGGUCCAUUGCUACACAGCUGGGUAUAUGGUGCAGAGUGAGUUCCAGCUGUGGUCCACGAGUGUCUGCCAGCCUGUGCAGACCGGGCCUCUGGACACUCACAGAACAAGCUAUUAUUACAAUGGAGCCCCUUGUGCUGUCUGAAUGACUGGAGUUCUCCAAGCAUGAAAAAUGACCUCCAAAGGCAAAUGAGAAAAUGGCUCCAUUUAACCGGAUUUUAGUGUUUCUGUAGAUAAGAGCAGCAGCAUAAUGGGAAAAUGGACGCUCAGAUCUCAGUAGAAAUGUAGUCUGUCCUCCUGUCCUAGGCAAGGUUAAAGUCUUCCAGUUUGAUUGCAUAGAGUGGCCUUUGCGAUACACACACACACACACACACACACACACACACACACACCCUAAGUGGAGGAUGUUGAAUCCACUGCUGUCUUUGUCCUUGUUACAAUGUAUAAGAUAGAGAAAACAUUAAUGGUGGCUUGUGGCAAUAUUACAUACAAAUUUCUUUUGUUUAUAUGCAUCUCACUUAAAGGUCCAGUGUGUAGGAUUUAGAAGCAUCCAGUGGUAUAGUUGCUGAUUGCAACUCCCUCACUCUCCCCCCCUCUAAGCCCAAAUGAGGUGGUUUGUCCGUUCUGGAAACACAACAAUUCUUCUUUCAGGUAAUUGUACACUAAUGAAAACAUACCUAUAUUAUAGGUAUGUAUAUAUAUUCCAUUUCUGCCGAUAGAUCCUCCUAAAUGUUACACCCUGGACCUUUAACAGACCUAUUCAGAGAACCAUGAGAGCGUUAUGCAUCAGCCUGAAGAUGGGUCCCAUUAAAUGAGUAUAUUGUACAUGAUGGACAUCGCAGAGCGAAUGGUUGAUAGCAUCUGUCAUGGACACAUUCUCUACUGUAACAUGUGAAGGGAGAGAGUUCUUAAUCAAAAGCCUCUCCUCAUUUAAUGUUCUACAUCAUGUUUACUUUUACAUGUUUACUUUGAGGGGCUUUGGCUGUAUUCAUUGAAUUCUUCCUCAUCUGAAUGGUCAGAACUGGUAAAGGACUUGUAGAGGAUUGGAAGGCUCUUUUAAAAAAAAAGUAAAUUUUCUUUUUCUUUGUUGUUCUUGCUAUGUGAACAAAUGGCCUUGGCUUAGCUUAAGGCCUGAAUUUUCAAGUAAUUCCUCGCCUUUACCAAAUCUCUAUUAAUCCUUAUUUUGUAGAUUUUAGUUAAGAUAUUUGCAUUUCUCCUCCAAUGUGAAAAUCAAAUUUCUGUGUUAUCGGGUUUGCCGGGCUCUCUGUAAAGCAGACAUUGCUCAACAUCUAAUUUAAUUCAUUGAAUGAAAAUCUCACGACAUUAUGCUAAGUUAGAUCCAUAUGCUCGUAGUAUGAAUGGUACGCUUUUGAUAACAGGCCCGCACUCUCAUAUUCAUACCUUCUCCAACCCAAUACCUCUUGAGAUGUCACCUAGAUCUGUUGUGCAUUUUAAAAUGACUUGGCACAAAUCUUUCUCCUCUCUGAUCAAAUACUGUUUGUGCAAUCCUUUUUUCUUGGAAAUACCAAAGAGUUUUCCUCUUACUGGACCUUAGUCUCUAGACCUAUAAUUGCUUGUACAUUAAAGGGUUUGUGCUAAGCUAAUGUGGCGGUGGUUGAUUAAACCCUAUUUUAAGGGCUAAUAUAUAACACUGUUGAUUAAGAAUUUACACUAAGGCUGUAAAUCAACCUGAUAACAAGCAAAACAUUUCUGGGAAUCAACUAAUGCAACUUGGGAAGACAUUAUGACUCUCCUUAUGUAAAUGUGUUUCAAAUUUUGGGACAUGUUCAAACUCAAAUGAAACAAAAUCCUGGAGAGCCCUGGAAAACAAUGCAAUUCUUUACAGUACAGAGAGAUUUAUGAAGGGAGAACUGGAUUAUAUAAUAUUAUGUAUAGAAGUGAAAACAAUGUAAUUUGUAUGGAUUUACAAUAUUUUCCAAGUGCAGAUUCUAGUGCUGGUGCUUCAUCUAGGGAGAUUUUCUCUGUCACCUGACAAACCUUGCAACAAAAAGAAUAGGAGUGCUUUGUGAGAAAUAUCUGGGGUUUGUGCAAGGAUAACCCAUGUGGGUUUAAACCAAAAAAAAAAAAAAACUCCUUCCUUAUCAACACUGGGUAUCAACAAAAGGUCAAGCAUUACAAAUAAUAAAAACAGUUUUGAACCACUGGAAUAUAAUAAAUACUCAAUGAGCCUACAGAUGUUAGUUAGCAACAAACUAAUGUUAGCAUAAAAGGUCUCCACUGUUGGCAGUGGCAAGGCUACUCUGCCGACAGAGUUAAAAUAAACAGUUCACCUUGCUUUCAUGCAAACUGUUUUGUUAAGGCAAGCAGGAAUAUGAAUACAUAUUAUCAUAUGUUUCCUACUGGCUCAUUUUACUGCUAAAACAAUAGGUUCACUGUUUUAACCCAACCCAAUUGACAUGUUGUUUCCUAUCAUUUAUGGCUGUGCAUAACCACAACCUCACUAACUCCAGCUCAAGUUUCAGGCAGUCGUUUAGGCCUUCAAAACCAGGAUAAAUCCAGUUUUCAUAAAUGGUAAGCUCACAGACAGGCUUAUCCGUGGUCUCAAACCUUGCUCUCUGUUAUGUUGAAUCUAUUUUAUUUUGAUCAAAUUCCAGCACAGAUGUAACUGGAGAAAUAAAAUCAACAAACACCUACCUGUGACAGACAGCAUGGUUUUGAAACUUUCUCUUUAGGAGUAGAUCAUAUAAACACGUCUGGUUUCCAAAAGUAGCUUCACCUGGGUUUUUAAAGAGAUACAAAAUUCUCCUGAUGGGACUGUAGAAGUGCAGAGUGGUAAGCCAGUCAAUACUACAGCUAUUUUAAUAAGGGGUUAGUUGAAAAACAGUGAAUGAAUCAUUUAAGUUUAAUUUAAUGAUGUUGGAAUUAUUUUUUAUGACGUACUCAUUAAAUACUACUUAAUGUCUAUACUGAGGAGUGCUUUACAAUUCGUGAGGAAUGGAGGCAGUCUGGAGGGACAGAAAAAUCUAAUUGGUUGGUCUGGACAUAGAAAGUCCCCAGAUGAACACCGGUCUUGCAUUUAAACCAUUCUUUGGAUUUUAGAAAUGAUUUGAUGUUGUGUCUGUACCAGACAGGUCAUUGUCUCAUUUCCAUAUAUUUCCCUCAAGCUAUUUCAGUAAUACUGGAAGAAAAAAACAAGUUUACUUUCAAUGUCUCAGUAUUAUUUUUUGUGAGAAUUACUUUGACCACAGAAAUGUCUAACUGUUGACUUUCAUGGAUUUUUUUUAUCUUAUAAUGAGAUGGAAUUUGGAUAUUGAUUUAAAGGGCUGGUCACCUCUGCUAGCACUCUGAAAGUUAUCCUAGCCCAGCUGAAUUGUUACUAGACUGUUAGUCCACUAUAAUGUCAUUUUGUUUACACUACCCCCAUUAUUGUCAAUUUGAAUUGCUGUCCUGGAAGUCACAUUAAAAUCUCUUUGUUUAAUACUGAAUAAACAAUGUGA